AUUUUUUGAAUUGAUAAUAAAAAACCGUUUGAAAUUUUUUUUAAAAUUGCCAUGUUAUUAUCUCCCCUGACGGAAAUCUUCAGCAAAAGAAAAUAGGUAUACUACAUUGGAGGGAAAUGUAAACAAUGGCAGACGCUCCAUGGACAGAAAGAAACUGCAGCAUUUCAAUUUUUUCUAACAGUAGAUGUGGUUUUUCCAACUAUUUUCCAUCAGAACAUAAUCUUAUUACAAUAAGCAGCUGCAACAUUAAUAUUAACAGCCAUUUACAAUCACUACAACUCUCAAAAACCUGCAUUCCAUCAGAAGGCCAUUUAAUUUUUUUCCGUCUUGGUAUUUUCACUUUGUUUUGUGAUUAUACAAUAUGUCCACACCAUCGGGCCACACUUGGAAUAAGAUGGAGAAGGAGUGUUGCAUGCAGUCAUUCCAACCAUAAAGGGAAAACCAAGCCAGACAGAGGUGUCACCCCAAUUGUCAGCCGACAUCUGUUGAUCUCAACAGGACAACUUGUGCCAGUUGGUUCAGGAAUAUGUCGGACAUGUAGAGGAGGUAUUCCAAACCUUGACUCAAUGUCGUUUGAAGAUAAUGAUGUACAUGUAAGUUUUUCUGGAAGGUCUCCAAAAACUAGAAAUAACUUUUAUAUAUGCAUAAGAUGAGAACUUUAAUCUUUUAUGAAAAUUUUAUG
This is a messenger RNA of Mytilus trossulus (common blue mussel), 682 nucleotides long. RefSeq lists its product as uncharacterized. Lineage: Eukaryota; Metazoa; Mollusca; Bivalvia; Mytilida; Mytilidae. The record is from RefSeq and is a predicted model, not a curated record. The transcript is spliced from 2 exons. Bases 126 to 653 code for a protein of 175 amino acids.